CAGUAGGUGCCAGCUAGCGCGUUCCGGUCUUUGCUGCACAGACUACAAUGGUGAUGGCGGGCAGACAGUCCGGCUGGUGCCGGGCGGCUCUUUUCCAGCUUCUUUUUGGUGUUAAUCUGAUGGUGAUGCCACCCACCCAGGCUCGGAGUCUGCGCUUCGUUACCUUGCUGUACCGACAUGGGGACCGGUCACCAGUGAAGACAUAUCCCAAGGACCCCUAUCAAGAAGAGGAAUGGCCCCAGGGGUUUGGUCAACUAACCAAGGAGGGGAUGCUACAGCACUGGGAGCUGGGCCAGGCUCUGCGGCAGCGCUACAAUGGUUUUCUAAACACCUCUUACCAUCGGCAAGAGGUUUAUGUGCGAAGCACAGACUUUGACCGUACUCUUAUGAGUGCUGAGGCCAACCUGGCUGGACUCUUCCCUCCCAAUGGGAUGCAGCGCUUCAACCCCAAUAUCUCUUGGCAGCCUAUCCCUGUACACACUGUGCCUGUCACUGAGGACAGGUUGCUGAAGUUCCCAUUGGGCCCAUGUCCCCGUUAUGAGCAGCUGCAGAAUGAAACACGGCAGACACCAGAGUAUCAGAAUGAAAGUACUCAGAAUACACAAUUUCUGGACAUGGUGGCCAAUGAGACAGGACUUACAGACCUGACCCUGGAGACUGUUUGGAAUGUCUACGACACACUCUUCUGUGAGCAAACCCAUGGGCUGCUCCUGCCACCCUGGGCUUCACCCCAAACCAUGCAGCGUCUGAGCCAGCUAAAGGACUUCAGCUUCCGCUUCCUCUUCGGGAUCCAUGAGCAAGCAGAGAAGGCCCGGCUUCAGGGGGGAGUCCUGCUGGCUCAGAUACGGAAAAACCUGACCCUAAUGGCAACCACCUCCCAACUCCCUAAGCUGCUGGUUUACUCUGCGCACGACACAACCCUGGUUGCUCUACAGAUGGCACUGGAUGUCUACAACGGUGAACAAGCUCCCUACGCAUCCUGCCACAUAUUUGAGCUGUACCAAGAAGACAAUGGGAAUUUCUCAGUGGAGAUGUACUUUCGGAAUGAAAGCAAGAAUGCCCCCUGGCCAUUGAUCCUACCUGGCUGCCCUCACCGCUGUCCCCUGCAGGACUUCCUUCGCCUCACAGAGCCUGUCAUACCCAAGGACUGGCAGCAGGAGUGCCAGCUGGCAAGUGAUACUGCAGACACAGAGGUGAUCGUGGCUUUGGCCGUCUGUGGCUCCAUCCUCUUCCUUCUCAUAGUGCUGCUCCUCACUGUCCUCUUCCGGAUGCAGGCCCAGCCUCCUGGCUACCACCACAUCGCAAACAGGGAAGACCAUGCCUGACAACCACUCAGCCCCCUUCCCUCUGCCUCCUAGGGGAGGUGGGCUGGGCCCCUGCUCUUGAGUGUUGCUCCCCAGCCCAUGGACAGCAGACCUGGGUUGAGCCUCCUUGAUUACCCCAGAUGAGUGAGUGGGGUGUGGCUUAGCCCAUGGCACCUGUCACUCAGCAUUCACAUGCCUGAUGUUUACCAAGUACUAUGUGGACAUUGACGUUCUCCAAACAGGAUUUGCCUCUUCCAUACUCCCUAAGGACCUGAAAUAUGGACAAGCAUUCAGGUUUUACUCAGGACCUGGGAUAAAAAUCUGAAGGAGCCAGUGCUUGAUCUGCCUUGCUCUUCCACCAGUCCCUGCUCUUUCUCUUCCAGCCCGGAGUCUUUGCCAAAUGGCUCAAAGGACAUUGUCUUGCCUCUCAGUACUUAUUUAGAGGGAAAAGUUGCCCAUCACUGGGGGGUGCAAACUGGCUGUCAAGGAACUGGAUCACCCAAAAACCAGCCAGUCACAUUUUUCCUUUGGUUGACUAAAGCUACCAUUAGUGUCAGCACUAAAGGUGCUCCAGGCACCUUUUGUUCCCCCUUGCUUGAGCAGGUAGCCUGGUGAGUUGGAAGGAUGUUUGUAUUG
Castor canadensis (American beaver) is the source of this 1940-nucleotide messenger RNA. It is a transcript of the gene Acp2, whose product is annotated as acid phosphatase 2, lysosomal. Lineage: Eukaryota; Metazoa; Chordata; Mammalia; Rodentia; Castoridae. Gene Ontology annotation, cellular component: lysosome. Gene Ontology annotation, molecular function: acid phosphatase activity. The record is from RefSeq and is a predicted model, not a curated record. Gene Ontology annotation, biological process: dephosphorylation; lysosome organization.